Opisthorchis viverrini is the source of this 381-nucleotide messenger RNA. RefSeq lists its product as hypothetical. The transcript is spliced from 4 exons. The record is from RefSeq and is a predicted model, not a curated record. NCBI's taxonomy places the organism in Eukaryota, Metazoa, Platyhelminthes, Trematoda, Opisthorchiida, Opisthorchiidae. Bases 1 to 381 code for a protein of 126 amino acids.
AUGAGGCGGCCUGGUGCAGUACAUUCUGUUGCCUGCGAACAUCACAAACGAGAGAUUCAUCUGGGUUCCAGCGGAACUAGGGAUGCUCGAUUCUCGAUCAGGACGUCCUUGAUCGUCUGUGAUUUUGGAAGCUCUUGGUUCCCUAUCCGGUACAUUUUUAGUGGUUAUCCCACCGCGUCCAGAGGAAAUCGCUACUUACAAGAGAAAAAUCCAGUGAAGGAUGCCAUCGAGGGCCUCUCCCGACGGGACGACUGGAAAUGUGGUGUUUGUGGUCUAGAAGCUGUUUCUUGCCCAUCUGAAAGAAUCGCACGAAACUCGGAAAAGACUGACGUGGUAAACUUUACCACCAAGGCACCUCCUGACGCAGCAGCGUGCAUAUGA